CGUUGCAUCAAUCUGCGCGGGAUCAGCGUUCAGCAGUCGACCAGUGCUGUUAAGACGCCGCAAAGGAAACACGCGCGCACACGCACGCGCCACUCUGAACUGUUUACGUCAAACCGUUUAAGACGCUACCUUCAGGGAAAUCAGAGCGCACGCGGGAGACCCUCAGUAGGGUUAUUCUGUAACGGUACGAGCGGAGAGGAAAAGAGAAAGCAGGAAGUGCCGCGUGGGAAAGCUGGGGAAGAUCUCCGGGGAUCGCCUUAUCUCCAGCGCGCGUUCACUUCUCCAUCUAGGGUCCUCCACGGUUUGGGUCUUGUUUUCGGCCAUGGCUCGGGAGAACGGAGAGGCCGGCGGAGAGUGCUCGUGGAAGAAGCAGGUCGAUGAUAUCAAGGAGAUGUUUGAGUUCAAGGAGGUGCUCGGGACGGGUGCAUUCUCAGAGGUGGUCUUGGCAGAGAAGCGGGCAACGGGGAAGAUGUUUGCUGUCAAAUGUAUUCCUAAAAAGGCCCUGAAGGGGAAGGAGAGCAGCAUCGAGAACGAAAUUGCAGUUUUGCGCAAAAUCAAGCAUGAGAACAUUGUGGCUUUGGAAGACAUCUAUGAAAGCUCCAAUCACCUCUACCUUAUAAUGCAACUUGUAUCUGGAGGUGAGUUGUUUGACCGGAUUGUCGAGAAAGGUUUCUACACAGAAAAAGAUGCCAGCACACUCAUCAGACAAGUACUAGAUGCUGUAAACUACCUCCACAGUAUGGGCAUCGUACACAGAGAUCUCAAGCCAGAGAAUCUGCUCUAUUUCAACCCUCAAGACGGCUCAAAGAUCAUGAUCAGUGAUUUUGGCCUGUCUAAGAUGGAGGGCACCGGUGAUGUCAUGUCCACAGCCUGUGGAACACCAGGAUAUGUGGCUCCAGAGGUUCUUGCUCAGAAGCCGUACAGUAAAGCUGUUGACUGCUGGUCUAUCGGAGUCAUUGCCUACAUCUUACUGUGUGGUUACCCUCCAUUUUACGACGAGAAUGACUCCAAACUCUUUGAGCAGAUCCUGAAAGCUGACUAUGAGUUUGAUGCGCCAUACUGGGAUGAUAUAUCUGAUUCAGCAAAAGACUUCAUCAGUUGUCUGAUGGAAAAGGACCCUGCUAAGCGAUACACGUGUGAUCAGGCCCUUCGACAUCCCUGGAUCGCAGGGGACACAGCGCUCUGCAAGAACAUCCACGAGUCUGUCAGUCGACAAAUACGCAAAAACUUUGCAAAAAGCAAGUGGAGGCAAGCCUUCAACGCUACGGCUGUGGUUCGCCACAUGAGGAGACUGCAGCUGGGUAGUAGCAUGGGGAGCAGCAUGGAUGCAUCUAGCACCAACAACCGCAUACUGAACGCAAACCAGACUUCUAACCUACCGCCGAUCCAAACAUCAAACCAAACACCAAAUGUGACCGCAUCGCUUAGCCAAAACCACAAACCUGCUCAGAACGCAAAUACAGUGCUUAUUAACGACAUGGCAACAGGCACCAACUCUAUAGCAUGCAAAGACUGUACUGCCCCUCCCCACACUUCCUGUUCUCUGGCAUUAACCUCUACUGUUUCAGGGGUGGAGCCCUGCAGGCCUCUUCCUCCUUCGGUUGCGUCGGUGAGCACAGUGUUAACUGGGACCAAGUGACGCCAGGUUCUGCGGGGAGAGAGCUGGGAGGCCACCGCCCUGUAAGCCCCACCCCUCAGCCCUCUCCCCGCCCUGCCAUCGAAGAAAGGCAGAGGACUGACCCAUCGCCAUAGCAACCACCAAGAGGCUAAAAAACUGCACGCAUCUAAUGCACUCCACAAUCUGACCUGCCAUUUAACCUCCAGGCCACUAGAGGGUGCAAUGCAUGCAGCGGCAGAAGAAUUUAAGCAGAAGGCUUCCAUUUUGAGAAGUGAAUUCAUGCGGCUGGACAGAACUGUGACAUCUUUGCUAUGAAUGUGCUAUGAUCCUCGCCAGCCAUGUUACUUUUCGGAAAAACAAAUGAGUUGUAAAACUGCAGAGGUUUCAUUCCGAAAGUGUGUGCAUGAAUGUGUCCGCCCUUAUAAGAGGGUGGCACCAAUGUAAAACAAUUCUUACUAUAUCUUAACACUUCUAGCUCUUCCCUCUAUCUCUCCGCCCUGAUUUCCCUGUUUACUUUAUUUAUCUGCUCGCGAUUUUAUUGUAAUUAUUGUUAGCUACAACCAUUACUGAUCUUUAGAGUUUUUUCACAGAUUCGUCAUGGUGACCUGCAGAAGUGUUUUUAAAAUAAUGUUAGACUUUUUUGCGACAUUUGCUUAGUUGAGACUUUAAUUGUUCACACAUAGGCUGCAAGAAAGAACGAUUAACUUGAAUUACUGUAAAAUUACAGUUUAUACUCGCGUAUGGAUGGGAGAUUAAUGGUUUGAGCUCUUUCGAUUGGAUUUAAUCAUGAAUUUUAAGAUAUCUGUUAAAACAUGCAACAUGUUUGAUUGUUAUCUUACUAUACUGGACUUUAAACACAGGGACAGGCUGGAGCAAAUGCAGUUUGAUGAAGCUUGUUCCUGCUAUUGUCUGCUUCAAAUGUGACUUUGAAUUCCACAUACAGUCACAGUCAGUGUUGGAUUACGGAAUAUAGUACAACUGUUAAUACUCAACGCAAACACACACACAAAUCUCCCAAAAAGCCACGUCAGCGUCUUUCUACGCCCAGUGUACGAGUUCUCAGGGAAUUCCGCAGCUGCACUGGGCACCAUAGUGAUGGUAUUUAUAGUAACGCCCCCAUGGUUCAAGAUUGUCUCAUCCAGCCAAGAUAAUGUGAAGACUGUGGAUAAGGAUGAUCGACAACUGUUUAAAUUUGCCACAGCAUUCUCAUAACGAUUGUAAGACAAUUUGACCUGGUGGAUAAACUGAUAUGUUAUGCUGCAUUCCCAUCAUGUCAGAAUUACCGUAAUUAGUUUUCAACAUCAAAAUUGUUCGACUUUUAUUUUAUUUUAUAAAAGCUCCACUUGAUUAUUGUCACUUCAUGUGAAAACAACCAAAAUGCUGAUGUGUCAUUUUCAGAAUUGGGUAUAAUCUGAUUACAAAGUAAUUAGUUACUUUAAUCAAAUUACUAUUUGACAAAAAGUAGUGUAACAUUACAUUUUAAAUUCAGAUUACAAUCUGAAUCUUGUAAUUAGAUUGCAGUUACUGACUUUCAAUUGAUUUAAGUACUUUUAAGAACAUUACUAGGGUGAAACAUCUGGUGCUGAGUAUAUGACUUCAGUGCAAAAAUGUAUGAGGAGGAAAUAUAGACAUUAUUUUGAAUUCAUUGAGCGGAAAAGUAUUUUAGAAAGUAACUUAAAAGUAAAGUAAUUAGUAAUGUGAUUAAUUUUUCAAAGAAGUAAAUAGGUUAACAUUUUUAGAGAAGUAAUUAGUCAUUUGAAGUGGAGUACUUUUUUGAGUAACUUACAAAACACUGGUCCUUUUUUCGAUGUUAAAAUACUUCUAUCCCAUUAUUUUUGCAGUUCUGUUUGGUGAUGAUAGUGGUGGAGUAAAUGAUCCCCCUUUAAAGAUAUUUAGGUAGUUACCUCUACAUUUUCUGUUUAAUAUGUCAUAUUAUUACAGCCAAUGUUACAUGGUGCACUUUGUUCUUCAAGAUAUUGCAAAAGAAUAAAGGGGUGAAUUAAUGUAGUGAUUAAGCAGUUUGCUGUCAUCAACAGCAAAGCCACUUGUGGAUCCAAUUAGCAUUACGUGUUUUGCCAUAGAAAUUAAUUUCUGAGUCGGUGGAAGUAAACAACUCUUAAUUCUUAAAAACAAUUCGUAAUUCAUAAUUACGGUCAUUCCGACACGAAUGCAGUACAAAUAUAAGAACUUUUCCAGUAUAACUCAAAGUGGCUGAAUUUAAAGCAUUGGUUUAAGGGCUACUGUAAGUUAAGGUUUAUCCACUUCCUUAUAGAUGGGUGACUGGUCUCAUGUCCCCGGAUGGCUCUCAUAUCAUGUGGUCAUUUUGAAAGUGACUUAUGUCUUCUUUGCCCUUUAUGCUUUGUUAAUAUCACAGGAAGAAAACGUAUCUGCAGACACGGGUUUUGGAGUAUGUGACAUUUUCCAAAGUGCCAUCGAAUAUCUUCACACAUUUUUCAUCAGUUUCAUCUUGAAUAUUUGUUUCAGUGUAGGCAAAAACGUGAUGGUUUUUCAGCAGCUCAUUAACAUGUGAGGUUAAAGCUAAUGGAUUUGUUUUUCAGUCAGGUCAUGCAUGUACCGUUUUGUCUUCGUUUUCACACCCGAGAGGAGUUUGUAAUCUCUGAUAUACUCUGCAAAGCAUUUCAGAAAAUCACUGGGACAAGAUUUGUUUUGUACGUUACAAAAUAUGCUUUGUUUGAGGUUGUGCUAAGAAUACUGCACAUUUCUGUUAAUACAUGUUGAGUCAGUGUAAGCAUGAGGCAUUUGUAAAGUGAAAAUUGUUUAAAGAAAUACAAGUUCAUAUCCAUCGAUAGUAUCUGUGACAUACUGUUGAUUACCAGAAAAAAUGAUUUCAACUUGUCCCUCAGUUUGUAAAGAUAAACAUAAAUCAUGUUCAUUUCCUAUGUCGUCUAAAAGAAAAGGCAUUCACAAGAGUUUCAAACCAUAAGUGUGGAGCUUGUAUUUUAAGCACUUAAGGGCCCGUUCACAUUGAACACAUUUUUGUGUCUGUCUGGGCUGUUUUUUAAUUGUUUUUUCUGUGGAAACAUCCACUAAACUGACAUCAUUGACAGUUGCGCUGCGUCUUAUUUAGCAUCAUUUGCGGUAAUGAGAAUAUAUAGUGCCAGAGCAGGUCAUAUAGACACAACUACAACAUAUUUGAUAAUAAAAAGUGAGAUGGAAAGUGUCUAGGCAGUUCAACAGCUUUGCAAUAUAGAGAAAUGUCUUGAUGGAUAUCAAAGUUUUUAAUUCUAUUUUCCAAAUAGUGAUGUUUGGAAUGUCAAAUAAAUUAUUUUUAUUUACUAUUUUCUAUUGGAUCUUGGGUACAACAUACAUUAUUUAAAAUAUAUUUUUUAAUUAUUUAUACUAGAUUCAGUAGUUCUAAUUUUGAAGCUGGACGACAAUGUUAACACAAUGUUAAAGUCUUGUGGUUAUACUUUUAAAAUAGCAUGUAUUCUAACCUUUAUUCCAGUGCAAUACCUUGCCUCAAAGCCUUCCAUUGUAAGUUACAAACUGAGAAACGAGUUAAAAUUAUUUUUGUUGUAAUUAACAUGACACAGAUGUUAAUAGAACUUAACUUUUAUUAAAUCUGGAACAUUGCAAGUCUUUUUUGCUCAGUGUUUAUGUACUCCAUUUUUGUUAGUGUCACCUUCUUCUGUGUGUAUCUAUAGAAGUAUUUUGCAGGAAAUUGGUCUGAGAUGCUGGUUUAGAACUUUGUGCAGAAAAUGUGUAAAACCAAUAGGUGGGGAAUGUUUACUGCCAAGCCAAACACACCACAAAUGUGUUCAAAUUAAUAAUAACAAUGACAUACUGUAGCCUAUAUAUAUACAGUUGUGCUCAAAAGUUUGCAUACCCUUGGAGAAUUGGUAAUAUAUGUACCAUUUUUUAAGAAAACAUGAGUGAGCAGGCAAAACACAUUUCUUUUAUUUCUUAUGGGAUUCAUAUUCAACUGUAGGUUAUAACAGAAUGGCACAAUUAUAAAACAAAACAUGGCAACAAAGAAUAAAAUGAAAAGUCUGCAUACCCUUAGUUCUUAAUACUGUGUAAUGCCCCCUUAAGCAUCAAUGACAGUGUGCAGUCUUUUGUAAUAGUUGUCUAUGAGGCUCCAAAUUCUUGCAGGUGGUAUAGCUGCCCAUUUGUCUUGGCAAAAUGCCUCCAAGUCAUGCAAAGUCUUUGGUUGUCUUGCAUGAACCGCACGUUUGAGAUCUCCCCAGAGUGGCUCGAUGAUAUUAACCUUUUUCUGCUGUAACCACUGGAGGGUCAACUUGGCCUUGUGCUUAGGGUCAUUAUCGUGCUGGAAAGUCCAAGAGCAUCCCAUGCGCAGCUUUCGUGCAGAAGAAUGCAAAUUGUCUGCCAGUAUUUUCUGAUAACAUGCUGCAUUCAUCUUGCCAUCAAUUUUCACAAGAUUCUCUGUGCCUUUAGAGCUCACACACCCCCAAAACAUUAGUGAGCCACCACCAUGCUUCACAGUGGGGUUGGUAUUCUUUUCACUAUAGGCCUUGUUGACCCCUCUCCAAACAUAGCGCUUAUGGUUGUGACCAUAAAGCUCUAUUUUGGUCUCGUCACUCCAAAUUACAGUGUGCCAGAAGCUGUGAGGCGUGUCAAGGUGUUGUCAGGCAUAUUGUAACCGGGCUUUUUUGUGGCAUUGGUGCAGUAAAGGCUUCUUUCUGGCAACUCGACCAUGCAGCUCAUUUUUGUUCAAGUAUCGUCGUAUUGUGCUCCUUGAAACAACCACAACGUCUUUUUCCAGAGCAGCCUGUAUUUCUCCUGAGGUUACCUGUGGGUUUUUCUUUGUAUCCCUAACAAUUCUUCUGGCAGUUGUGGCUGAAAUCUUUCUUGGUCUAUCUGACCUUGGCUUGGUAUCAAGAGAUCCCUGAAUUUUCCACUUCUUAAUAAGUGAUUGAACAGUACUGACUGGCAUUUUCAAGGCUUUGGAUAUCUUUUUAUAUCCUUUUCCAUCUUUAUAAAGUUCCAUUACCUUGUUACGCAGGUCUUUUGACAGUUCUUUUCUGCUCCCCAUGGCUCAGUAUCUAGCCUGCUCAGUGCAUCCACGUGAGAGCUAACAAACUCAUUGACUAUUUAUACACAGGCACUAAUUGCAAUUUAAAAAGCCACAGGUGUGGGAAAUUAACCUUUAAUUGCUAUUUAAACCUGUGUGUGUCACCUUGUGUGUCUGUAACAAGGCCAAACAUUCAAGGGUAUGUAAACUUUUGAUCAGGGCCAUUUGGGUGAUUUCUGUUAUCAUUAUGAUUUAAAAAGGAGCCAAACAACUAUGUGAUAAUAAAUGGCUUCAUAUGAUCACUAUCCUUAAAUAAAAGACAGUUUUUUUGCAUGAUCAGUUAUAUUUUCAAAAUCAAUGCCAAAAUUUCACAAUUUCUGCCAGGGUAUGUAAACUUUUGAGCACAACUGUGUGUGUGUGUGUAUAUACACUAUAUUGCCAAAAGUAUUCGCUCACCUGCCUUUAGACACAUAUGAACUUAAGUGACAUCCCAUUCUUAAUCCAUAGGGUUUAAUAUGAUGUCAGCCCACCCUUUGCAGCUAUAACAGCUUCAACUUUUGUGGGAAGGCUUUCCACAAGGUUUAGGAGUGUGUUUAUGGGAAUUUUUGACCAUUCUUCCAGAAGCGCAUUUGUGAGGUCAGACACUGAUGUUGGACGAGAAGGCCUGGUUCGCAGUCUUUGCUCUAAUUCAUCCCAAAGGUGCUCUAUCGGGUUGAGGUCAGGACUCUGUGCAGGCCAGUCAAGUUCUUCCACACCAAACUCGCUCAUCCAUGUCUUUAUGGACCUUUCUUUGUGCACUGGUGCGCAGUCAUGUUGGAACAGGAAGGGGCCAUCCCCAAACUGUUCCCACAAAGUUGGGAGCAUGGAAUUGUCCAAAAUCUCUUGGUAUGCUGAAGCAUUCAGAGUUCCUUUCACUGGAACUAAGGGGCCAAGCCCAGCUCCUGAAAAACAACCCCACACCAUAAUCCCCCUCCACCAAACUUCACAGUUGGCACAAUGCAGUCAAACAAGUACUGUUCUCCUGGCAACCGCCAAAACCAGACUCGUCCAUCAGAUUGCCAGAUGGAGAAGCGUGAUUUGUCACUCCAGAGAAUGCGUCUCCACUGCUCUAGAGUCCAGUGGCGGCGUGCUUUACACCACUGCAUCCAACGCUUUGCAUUGCACUUGGUGAUGUAUGGCUUGGAUGCAGCUGCUCGGCCAUGGAAACCCAUUCCAUGAAGCUCUCUACGCACUGUUCUUGAGCUAAUCUGAAGGCCACAUGAACUUUGGAGGUCUGUAGCGACUGACUCUGCAGAAAGUUGGCGACAUCUGCGCACUAUGCGCCUCAGCAUCCGCUGACCCCGCUCUGUCAUUUUACGUGGCCUACCACUUCGUGGCUGAGUUGCUGUCAUUCCCAAUCGCUUCCACUUUGUUAUAAUACCACUGAAAGUUGACUGUGGAAUAUUUAGUAGCGAGGAAAUUUCAUGACUGGACUUGUUGCACAGGUGGCAUCCUAUCACAGUACCAUGCUGGAAUUCACUGAGCUCCUGAGAGCGGCCCAUUCUUUCACAAAUGUUUGUAGAAGCAGUCUGCAUGCCUAGGUGCUUCAUUUUAUACACCUGUGGCCAUGGAAGUGAUUGGAACACCUGAAUUCAAUUAUUUGGAUGGGUGAGCGAAUACUUUUGGCAAUAUAGUGUAUAUAUAUAUAUAUAUAUAUAUAUAUAUAUAUAAAUACAGUAUACACACAUUUGCAUUAUUAAAUCAAUUAAAAUGCAUAAUAAAGUACAGUAUACACUAAAUACAUGCACACAUGUGCCAUGGCUUACACAUUCUGACCAAUCGGUGACUACAGUGCUGGACAGGAUGUAAAACAAGGGUGAAUCUGUAUUAGCUCUCUUUUUUGUUGACUUAGAUUCAAGUUUCAUUGUUGUCUAUCUGUGUCCAGAGCAAUCACUCUGUUUGUCCAAAGGCUUUGUAAAUAGACUGUGAUUGUGACGUGUCUACCAUGUUGUUCCUGAGGAGAUGAUCUGUCUAUGUUUGUGUGUCUGUGGUCUCCCGAUCAGUCUUGUCUUUCACCUUGUUCUCUAAAUGACACUGCCUUUCUCUGGAGCACUGCUACAGUUAUCGGGCACAUACCUGACUGUAAUACACACCUGGUGUUUUGUGAAUUCACUUUGAUAACACACCUAUAUAUAUGAUUGGCUGCUCGUUCCUCGCAACAAUGUGUGUCUCACUCAGUGUUGUAUGUUUCAAGAAAAUCAUGUUUCUAUUGUACAAAUUUCACAAAAACAACAUCUCUGUUCAAGAUCUACAGUGAAUAUUUAAUGAUGUUCGGUUGUGAUGCACCUCUCCGGUGCAAACCUUUCCCGAUUCUCUGUUUUGGUACCAACUCAGGCGUCACUUUUGCCUCUUAUGAUAAAAAGCUGUGACUGACAUGUGUCUGUGCUACCCAGUGACUGUGCAGUUUUUAAAACUCGUCCCUUGAAUGUUGACUUGUUUGCGAAUAACCGCAAAGCAUCACUAGAGAUAGAAAACACCUAUAAGAAACUUGCAACUGUAUUGAAUGAUUUUAUAAACAAUUGCAAGCAUGUUAAAUGCGCUUUCUGAUUCAACAACUUGUUUGCGUAUUUUCAGAAGUCCACACCGUGUAACUAUAUGUAUGAAGAAAUAUGUCUCUAUAUAUAUAUAUAUAUAUAUAUAUAUAUAUAUAUAUAUAUAUAUAAAUAUAUAUAUAAUUAUGUUUAAAAAAUGCAACUAUGACAAUGCAGGCCUUGUGAUCUCUGCAUCGCUGUCACAACCCUGUCCGAUAUAAAAGUUGCCCAGUGAAAUGUUAAUUAUAUACUCAUAUGCAUGUGACAAUGAUAAUCCAUAUUUUGGGAGUGGCAUACGAAUACUAACUUUACUGUGACGUGAAUCUUCUGUUGAUACGGGGCUUGUAUAUCCAAUGCCUUUGACAAUCAUCUGCACAUAUCAAGAGUUUAUAUUCCAUGCUGUAAAGCAAUUGGGAAUGAAUGAUUAUUUUAUUUUUUUUCUCCUUUCUUUCUUUUAACUUUUUCCUUAAAUAAAUCCUGUAUGAUCAUGA
Messenger RNA from Myxocyprinus asiaticus (Chinese sucker), 9672 nucleotides. Its product is annotated as calcium/calmodulin-dependent protein kinase type 1D-like. Gene Ontology annotation, cellular component: intracellular anatomical structure; cytoplasm. Gene Ontology annotation, biological process: peptidyl-serine phosphorylation. The transcript is spliced from 11 exons. The record is from RefSeq and is a predicted model, not a curated record. NCBI's taxonomy places the organism in Eukaryota, Metazoa, Chordata, Actinopteri, Cypriniformes, Catostomidae. The coding region runs from base 323 to 1639 and encodes 438 amino acids. Gene Ontology annotation, molecular function: calcium/calmodulin-dependent protein kinase activity; ATP binding; calmodulin binding.